CGCAAACGGAUGUUGGAUAAGAAUCAUCACCAUUAAGAAUCAACACCCAUUAACUUCAAAUCGUAUCACAACCGAAAACUGUUAGACCACUCGGUAAGUGAAUCUAUUGUUCGAGGAACAUCGAACCAUGAAUGUGUUGUGUUCUUUGCUGCCUCUGCUCGUCAUGAGCUUCACUUGGCUGCCGAUGGAGACAAAAGCUGGCAAUAUACUAUGUCUCGUGGGCACUGCCCGCCACAACAAUCCGGGAUGGAUGCAGCCCCUCUUCGAGACCUUGGCCGAACGCGGACACAGUCUCACCGUUCUGAGCACUGCUCCAGUUCCAAAAAAAAAUAUAGAAGGUAUCACUGUCUUCUCGCUGCCCAACAAUUACGAUGUGAUGCAGAAGUACUUCGUGAGCCGCACGGCCUCGUAUAGCUCGGUUUUUACUGCGAAGCAGCUUAUGGUGCUGCACGAGGUUCCUUUGGGCAGCUGCCGAGCAGUGAUGGAGUCCCCGGUGCUGGCAAAGUUGCGGGCCCAGCUGAUCGACGAGGUAGCCGACGUGGACCUGAUCAUCUCCGAUGCCACCAAUACCAUGGAGUGUCUGCUACCUCUGGUGCCCAAGCACCGUUCAAUCCCCAUACUGGGGGUGAGUGGCGGCAAGCUCACAUCGGAACUAUUGACGCUGGUCCGCGCCGAGGACACCAUCAAUGUGGCAAAGAUUCCACACCCUAUAAGCCAGCUGCCCGAAGACAUGGAUUUUAUGGGGCGCAUCCAAAACAGCGCCUUGUAUCUGGCGGAGAAAUUAAUUCGUUGGACCGAUAUUUAUCCCAUUACCAGGGGCGCCUUAGUCCGCAAAAACCAUGUUUAUCCACCCCUAAAGCUGGUGCUACUCAAUACCCACUCGACCCUGGAUUACGCCCAGAAUCUGCCAGCCAGCGUGAUUGAAGUGGGAGGACUCCACAUUUGGACCAAGUCGAGGCCCCUACCGCCGAAUAUUCAGAAGUUCGUGGAUAAAUUCAUCGAUGGCAUUAUCUACAUCAAUUUUCCGCACAUUGAUCUGUUCUUCGGGAUCGGGACUAAGGCUGUGUUGCUCAUGGCCCAGCGCUAUGUAACCUACGGCUUCAUCUGGAAUGUGGAGAAUGUGAAGGAGCUGCCGGAAGAGAUGGACAAUAUUUUGACCCUUCAUGUGGAUGCAAGACUGCAGCAGGACAUCCUAGCCCAAUCGAGGGUGAAGUGCUUCCUCAAUCAUGGCGACAGCUUCAGCCUCCAAGAGGCCGUCCACUAUGCUGUUCCCGUCCUGGUUAUACCCCUGAUACUUGAACAGUUCAAUAAUGCUCAGCGCAUCAAGGAACGCAAUCUGGGAGUCGUGCUCCCGACCAACACUUUCUUUGAGAUGACCAUGGCCAGAACCCUCAAGCAGGUCCUCCAGAAUAAGGCGAUCACCAAUGCUGUCUCCAAGGCUCAAGUCAAGUUCCGCACACGUCCCAUGCCACCGAUAAGGACGGCCGUGUGGUACGUGGAGCAUCUGAUCACCGAACCCGAACUCUACAGCCACCUCGCCAAGCCAUCCGUCAACUUUAUUGUGUCCCACUCGCUGGACACUUUGGCCAUUCCAGCUGUAGCCCUCCUGGUAUUCUUGUGCAAUAUGAUCCUCUUAGUGCUUCAGUUAAUGAAAUCCGAGGACAUACAGAGCAGGAUAUUUGUCGACGAUGACGGCAAUGUGGGGGUUUGGGAGACUUUGGAAGAAUAUGAAAUUCGCACUGGUAUAGUAAAGGGAAAACAGAUUCCCCCUCUAAACAAGAAUAUUAUGGGGCGCCAUCCAUGCAAGAAUCUUCCGGACAAAGCAAAAAUGAGCAUUAAUUGAUCUUAAACUACUGUAUUCCCCAAGAAAAGCUGUCUAAUAAAUAAUCAAUCGAUAUCUGAAGAUAA
Molecule: messenger RNA, 1908 nt
Organism: Drosophila persimilis
Lineage: Eukaryota; Metazoa; Arthropoda; Insecta; Diptera; Drosophilidae
Gene: Ugt305A1
Product: UDP-glucuronosyltransferase 3A2
Exons: 4
Coding region: 128-1843 (571 amino acids)
Molecular function (GO): UDP-glycosyltransferase activity
Source: RefSeq, a predicted model, not a curated record